CUCUCAUCCUCUCUCCCCCCUCCUUUCCCCUCUUGAUAUAAAUAGAUCAAUAUUAAAUAUGUCUGUACGUGUGCUGCAUUCACUUUGGCAGUGCUUGUAUGAAUUGUCCUGCUGAUAAAGACAAAAAAAAAUUGAGUUUGAGAGAGAGAGAGAGAGAGAGAGAGAGAGAGAGAGAGAGAGAGAGGGAAGGAGAGAGGGAAGGAAUCAGAGCAGUGGAUUGUUGUCAGACUGGAAUGAUAUUUCUUCCCGGCUUUUAAAAAAAAAACAAUCCAAGGAAGAGCUAUUCACCGUCGGGGUUGAGCUGCAGCAUUCCUCCACAGCGCGCCGGCGGGACUGGAAUCUAUAUUUACAAUUUGUAUUCAUAUUAUUUCUACAGCGCUGUGUUUGAUGCAGGAGUGUUAUUUUGGAAUAACCACCUCCAUUAUAUCUCCCUGCUUGUGAGAGUGCACUGGGCUGUACCGUUGGACUGGAUUAGGCUGAAUCGGACCACGUUACACUUGUGUCUCAUUUUAUUAACACGGGACCGACCAACCGCACCUCUGUCAAAAUCCUUUAAUUUAUGCACCGGUAUUUAUACAUUUAUUUAUUAAAUUGUCUUUUUUUUUUUACCUAAAUAAUAUUGUGUCUAUAAUCUAUAAAUAUAUUUUAAAACGUUUAGAUUUUUAAAAUGUUAUUUAAUAUCUGCGUCUUAUAAAUUUGGACACGUAUUGCCAAUAUCUUAAGGGAUGUCUUAAGAGACUUCUCUCACGAUAUGUCUUGCGGAAUGUCUCAAGGGAAAUAGAUCGAUUUCUUUAAGGAAGCAGGGACAUUAUAAUAAUAAUAAUAAUAAUAAUAAUAAUAAUAAUAAUAAUAAUAAUAAUAAUAAUAAUAAUACAAACUUAUUCAUGAUAGCCACAUUCCUGAUUCUGUUCUGUGUGAUUCGAGUCCUUUGAUCCUGAAUUGAAUUGAAUUCAUCUGACUUUUAUGUGCCACGCGCACAUCAUAAUUCAUAAUUGGAUUUGAUAUUGUUAUUAUUAUUAUCAGUAGUGUGCGUAAUUACAGGAAGAUGACUUUCUAAGAACUGAAAUAGACACACAGACACACAAACGACACACAAACACACACACAGACACACAAACGACACACAAACACACACACACAGACACACACACACACACACACACACACAGACGACACACAAACAAAUCGGGGGAGGUAAAGCUGCCGUUUUUUAUGAUUUAUUUAUUUAUUUAUAUAUAUUUUUUGCAUUUUCUUUUUUUUUUAUAAUUAUGUAAUUUUUUUAAAUAUUGAUUUUCUAUAAAUGAUACAGACCCGAUUAAUACUUCUGAAGUGACGUCGGAUCUACGAGGCACCAGAACAGGGACCUCAUCUGAACAAAAGAAAGAAAGAAAGAAAGAAAGAAAGAAAGAAAGAAAGAAAGAAAGAAAGAAAGAGAGAGAGCAAGAAAGAAUGUAAAACAGAAAGAAUUACAAUUUCUUCUACAGAUACAAAAAGAAAGCUGGAAAUUGUGCGAGAGUUUUUGCGCGGCUUUGAUCUGGGACUCCAAAGUCCUGAAUAAUAAACGCAGGACAGGUGUACAUCUCACACGGCUCUCGCACGAACUGUCACUCUGAGCCGUUAUUUGAAGGAAUGGAAGACAUUUCAAAAGGAUUUUAAAACAUGCGCUACUCUCCGUGACUCUUUAUAUCUUUGGGCUUGUUUGAAAAAAAAAAAUAUUAUUAUUAUUAUUAUUAUUAUUAUUAUUAUUAUUAUUAUUAUUAUUAUUAUUAUUAUGUGGGCAAAACAUUGUCAGGACCCCCCUCCCCCACUCAAAUGGAUUCAGUUGGAGACCCCUCAAUGGAUUAGGAGGUUUACCAACUGAACCAAAAUAAGGAACGCUUUUAUUUGGUAACUUGAUGAUGGUCUGCUUGACUCAGUCUCUUCUGGUUUCAAUCACACUGAUGAAGGCACUGGAGCCCAAACGCUGGUCUGCUUGACUCAGUCUCUUCUAGUUUCAUAACGCUGAUGAAGGCGCUGGAGCCCAAACGCUGGUCUGCUUGACUCAGUCUCUUCUAGUUUCAAUAACACUGAUGAAGGCACUGGAGCCCAAACGCUGGUCUGCUUGACUCAGUCUCUUCUAGUUUCAAUAACACUGAUGAAGGCACUAGAGCCCAAACGCUGGUCUGCUUGACUCGGUCUCUUCUAGUUUCAAUAAUAACACUGAUGAAGGCACUGGAGCCCAAACGCUGGUCUGCUUGACUCGGUCUCUUCUAGUUUCAAUAACGCUGAUGAAGGCACUGGAGCCCAAACGCUGGUCUGCUUGACUCGGUCUCUUCUAGUUUCAAUAAUAACACUGAUGAAGGCACUAGAGCCCAAACGCUGGUCUGCUUGACUUAUUCUAGUUUUAAAGAAUUGUGAUGGCCGGUUAACUAGAACGGAUGAACACAGUUUCUGACCCUGUGUUCUGUUUAAUAGGGUGACAGAACUGAGCACAGACUGGAACUGACCAGAUCAACUACAAGGAUCUAUAAAGGAUCUACUGAGAGAUCCAUCUGAGCAUUAACUCGAGGAUUAACUAUUAAUCCCAGAUUAAGGACGCAGAUUGGGACAGAUUAAGGCUCAUCAGGGAUCAACGAAGAGGAUCAACGCACACACACUGAGCUGAAGGAUUAUUGUUCUCUCUUCGUGUCGAGUUCAUCGCAAUCAUGGGCUGCAACAUGUGUGUGAUGCAGAAACCAGAGGACCAGUGCAAAGUGAUGUUCCAGGUGAAUGGGAAGGAGGUGUCCCGUCUCUCCCAGCAGCAGACUCUCGAAGUCCUGCGCAGCUCCAGGGACCCCCUGGUCAUUCAGGUCAUGAGACGCAGCCCAAGGAGCAAGGGGGGCGGGGCCCGGGGCGGGGGCGGGGCUCUGCAGGACUUCAUCGACAACGGAACCCAGACUGACAUCACCUUCGAACACAUCAUGGCUCUGAGCAAACUGAGACCCCCCUCCCCUCCCCUGCCCCCCGAGAUUGAGCCGUACUCACUGGCAGAGCUCGCUCCUCUUGAUCAUGAGUACUACGACCCCACUGACUAUCUGGACGGCAGCCGACAUGAAGUGGAUCGGACAGAUGAGCUGGAGUACGAGGAGGUGGAGCUGUACAAGUCCAGCCAGCAGGACAAGCUGGGCCUGACCGUGUGCUACAGGACUGAUGAGGAGGAGGAUCUGGGCAUCUACAUUGGGGAGGUGAACCCAAACAGCAUCGCAGCCAAGGAUGGGAGGAUCAGGGAGGGGGAUCGGAUACUGCAGAUCAAUGGGGUGGAUGUUCAGAAUCGAGAGGAAGCCGUAGCGAUCCUGACGAGAGAAGACAGCACAAACUUCUCACUGCUACUGGCACGACCCGAUAUAGAGCUGUGUAAGAGGUGGAAGGACAGUGAUCGUGACGACCUGCUCGACGGGCUGGGCUCUGAUAAUGAGGAAGAGAGACGAGCGCGUAGAGCGGGGGCACCACUGCAGACCGACAAGCAGAACGACAACAGCAGAGAGCUGAAGGAGCUGGACCGCCACCUGUCCACAUCCUGCCCCCUGCUGGACAACGUGUCCCCCUUGAACGAGACCAGAGGGGGGGCGGUGGACAGCUUGAGGACGGUCCUGAGUAACAGCCAGGAGCUGGACAGCGGGGUGGGGAGGACGGACGAGAGCACGAGGUACGAGGAGUCCUCCGAGCACGACCUGCUGGGAGACGAGCAGACCAGCAACACCACCACACCGGGGAGCCAGCGCAAAUUCCACUUCGGAGCCGGAGGGGGAGGAGGAGGAGGAGGGAGGAGCGAGACCUCCUCCCUGCACAGCAGAGACUUCCACUUCAGCACAGACUCCCUCCUGCCUCUGGACUGCGGCCCUGCGCUGGGCUACGCUGGGGAGCCCUCUCUGUCGCUAAUGAUGCCGGGACUGACAGAGGAAGAGUUUGAGCGCUAUAGGGAGCUGCUUGAGAUCAAGUGCCACUUAGAGAACGGGAACCACCAGCCGUUACCUAACCCAUACCCCUACCCGUACCCGAGGCGGGCAGAGACAGGGGGUGGGCUGUCGAAGAAGCUGGACGUGAACCGCAACGAGAGCAUGGAGCACGAGAUGGCAAUGCUGGAGGAGGAACUGCGCCACCUGGAGUUCAAGUGCAGGAACAUCCUGCGAGCUCAGAAGAUGCAGCAGCUGAGGGAGCGGUGCAUGAAGGCGUGGCUGCUGGAGGAAGAGGCCAGCAAGGCUGCAAUGGGACUGGGGCUGAGCGAGCCCCUCGCGCACGAGCUGUCGGACAUCACAGAGCUGCCCGAGCGCUCGGACAAGGACACCACCAGCGCCUACAACACCGGAGAGAGCUGCCGCACCACCCCCCUCGCCACCGACCUCCCCUCCCUGCCGGGGAGUCCCCUGAGAGGCAAGGGGACCAACCUAAACCGAGCCAAGCCCAGCCGCGAGGGCAGCCCAGCCAAGUUCGGCUCGCUAUCCCGGGACAGGGAGAGCAGGGGCGGUAAGAGGCACUCGGAAUCCAGGAGGAACCCGAAAAGCAGCAGCAGUCGGGAGCAGAACACCUCGACCAGCCCCUACUUCUCCAGCAGGCGUGGGGCGGGCGGCAGGCUGCCUGAGCACUACAGGAGCUGCGUGCAGCUGGGACACCCCGGAGGGGGCAGGGGCGAGGAGGAGGAGGAGGAGGACAGGUUUACAGAGAGCAGCGGGGGCCACCAGAGCCCAAUGAGCCUGGCGAGCAUGUGCCAGGACUCCCUGGUUGGUGUACAGAAAGCAGCUCCUCGAUCUCCUCGUCCUCCUCCCGAGCCCGUCCGGAUGGAGUGGAAAGUGAAGGUACGCAGUGACGGGACGAGGUUCGUGGCCAAGCGUCCCGUGCGCGACCGGCUCCUGAAAGCGCGGGCGAUGAAGAUCAAGGAGGAGCGCAGCGGUAUGACGACGGACGACGACGCGGUCAGCGAGAUGAAGAUGGGACGCUACUGGAGUAAAGAGGAGAGGAAGCAGCACCUGGUCCGGGCUCGAGAGCAGCGCAAGAGAAGGGAGUUCAUGAUCCAGAGCCGGCUGGACUGCCUGAGGGAGCAGCACUCGCUGCAGCCGGGAGGGGAGGGAGGGGAGGGAGGGAGGGCGGAGAUGAGCAUCAUCGCACUCAGCCACAGGAAGACCAUGAAGAAGAGGAACCGCAGGAUCCUGGACAACUGGAUCACCAUUCAGGAGAUGCUGGCCCACGGUUCGAGGUCCGCGGAUGGGAAGAAGAUUUACAAUCCCCUGCUCUCCGUCACCACGGUGUAGCGAAAAAUACAGAACAGUACAGUACAAUAUCCUACAGUACAGUACAAUACAGUACAAUUAAACACAGUACAGUACAAUACAGUACAAUGCAAUACAAUUCAGUACAGUUAGGUACAAUACAGUCAGACUCAACACAGUACAGUACUGUACAAUACAAUACAACUUCACUCAUAAAGGACUUAAGAGGCUGGUAUUAGUCACGGUGGAAUGGUCUCGUGUCCCUCCGGAACAAUGGAAAACCUUGCAGACUCGCUACCUGCCACGCAGAAUCACUUCUACACCCUAUUGACUGUGCUAUGGCAGGUGAAUCAGUCCCAUGGUGUGCACCCUAUUGACAGUGCUAUGGCAGGUGAAUCAGUCCCACGUUCGACACCAUACACCUUAUUGGCAGUGCUAUGGCGGGUGAAUCAGUCCCACCUUAUUGGCAGUGCUAUGGCGGGUGAAUCAGUCCCACCUUAUUGGCAGUACUAUGGCGGGUGAAUCAGUCCCACCUUAUUGACAGUGCUAUGGCAGGUGAAUCAGUCCCACCUUAUUGACAGUGCUAUGGCAGGUGAAUCAGUCCCACCUUAUUGUCAGUGCUAUGGCGGGUGAAUCAGUCCCACCUUAUUGUCAGUGCUAUGGUGGGUGAAUCAGUCCCACCUUAUUGUCAGUGCUAUGGCGGGUGGUUGUAAUUUUUGGCCCAGCCCUCUGUUAACUUGCUGUACUGAAAGAUUUCACAGUUGGAUCUUCUCUGUCACUGUAUAUCCCAGAGGAGAGAUCGCGACAGUGCUGCUGUAUAGUUUGCUUACCUGUAUUAGAAACUGGACUGGUGUUUUUUACUCUGGGGCAGAUACUAUUGAGUAUCUGUGGAACUGUGACCUGGAGUUGCACCCGCUCUGUACAGAAAAUAGGAAAACAGAAAAAAAACAGCACAAGAAAGGUUUGACCAAAAACGCUUGAAUUUUCAUUCGUCGUCUUUAAAAUAAAAAAAUAAAAAAUAAUAAUAAUAAUUUCAUUGGAGGAAAUACCACGACAGCCAGCAAUGUUAACCUGCGUGUGCGUGUGCGUGUGCGUGUGCGUGUGCGUGUGCGUGUGCGUGUGCGUGUGCGUGUGCGUGUUUGUACUAUUCCUUGUGCAUUUGUUUUUUUAAUCGUAAUUUCUAUGUACUGUGUCUAUAUCUUUUUAUGAUGUGCUUUUAAUUAUUGCAAGUACUCAUAUACUUUUUAAAAAUAUAUACAUCAAUCUGUGUAACCCGUACUUGGUCAGUUUUUGGCCUCAUCUCUAACUAUAUUGCUAUGUUGCUUGUUAAUCUCAAAUCUACAUGGUAAUGAACUCAAUUCACAUCUAUGUGUUCUGAUUUUAGCGGGUUCGGGUGCUUUGACUGUGAGUUCAGGAGUUGCUUUGAUCUCUCGUCUGGGCUGCAGAUAGGAGCAGCACCUGAACUCAUUGUGAAACCAACACAGACUUUAUCAGAGAAUGUUUAAAAAAAUGACGCAUCUUUGAGUAAAUGCAGUACGAAGAAGCGCUCAGGGUGAAGGGGUUGUCUGAAUCUGCAAUUAUUAUUGUUUGAAUUGAGCCAGCACUGGCUCCAGAGUUUUCAUUGUGUGUGCGCCGAUGUCAAAAGUUUGCAGCAUUCAUUUUUGCAGCAAGGAUAUAAAACAAAUUGUUCAAAACUUUGAGCUACUGAAUUCCCUUAUAAAAGUUUCCCACGGUGAAUGCACAGCAAAGCAUAAUAAAGCACAGUGAAAGCAUGGUAAAGCAUAGGGAAGCAUUGUAAAGCACAGAGAGGUCUGGUAAAGCAUAGGGAAGCAUUGUAAAGCACAGAGAGGUGUGGUAAAGCAUAGGGAAGCAUUGUAAAGCACAGAGAGGUCUGGUAAAGCAUAGGGAAGCAUUGUAAAGCACAGAGAGGUCUGGUAAAGCAUAGGGAAGCAUUGUAAAGCACAGAGAGGGAUGGUAAAGCAUAGGGAAGCAUUGUAAAGCACAGAGAGGUCUGGUAAAGCAUAGGGAAGCAUUGUAAAGCACAGAGAGGUGUGGUAAAGGAUAGGGAAGCAUUGUAAAGCACAGAGAGGUCUGGUAAAGCAUAGGGAAGCAUUGUAAAGCACAGAGAGGUCUGGUAAAGGAUA
Molecule: messenger RNA, 7366 nt
Organism: Acipenser ruthenus (sterlet)
Lineage: Eukaryota; Metazoa; Chordata; Actinopteri; Acipenseriformes; Acipenseridae
Product: PDZ domain-containing protein 4-like
Exons: 8
Coding region: 2685-5264 (859 amino acids)
Molecular function (GO): protein binding
Source: RefSeq, a predicted model, not a curated record